Messenger RNA from Lampris incognitus (smalleye Pacific opah), 1683 nucleotides. It is a transcript of the gene bin2a, whose product is annotated as bridging integrator 2a. NCBI's taxonomy places the organism in Eukaryota, Metazoa, Chordata, Actinopteri, Lampriformes, Lampridae. The annotation marks the transcript as partial. The transcript has 12 exons. The record is from RefSeq and is a predicted model, not a curated record. Gene Ontology annotation, molecular function: phospholipid binding; protein binding. Gene Ontology annotation, biological process: plasma membrane tubulation; podosome assembly; phagocytosis, engulfment. Gene Ontology annotation, cellular component: plasma membrane; phagocytic cup; cytoplasm.
CCCGCCAUUAUCAUAAUUGUUGCAGAGUAAGGCGUGUUCAAUAAAUAUUUUACCCAGGAAACUGCAGACAAUUGGUUCCAAAGUUCAAGGUAUAAUAUUCAAGGGGACAGAUCACAGGAGAGAAGAGGACGCGUAAAAGAAAUUCUUCCAGUUCAUUCAUUUGUUAGACCUAGGAGAAAUCCGUCGUUGGCGUCUGCUGGAAUACAGACAACGCGAACAAGAAGAGACAAAAACAUGGCAGAAGGCAGCAGUCCAAAAGGCAACACUGGAGUGUUUGCUAAAAAAGUACAAAGGCAACUGAGCAGAGGAAAGGAAAAGGUGUUGCAGAGGCUGGGAAAGACGGUGGAGACGAGAGACGACCAGUUUGACCACUGUCUAAACAGAUUCAAUGACCAACAGACAGAUGGGAACCGAAUAUACAAGGACCUGAAGGUCUACCUCAGUGCAGUAAGAGAAAUGCGUGAAGCUUCAAGACGCCUCUCCCAGUCUCUUUUUGAUUCUUAUGACACAGAGUGGACUGGAGAGGAGGACUUGGGAGCCAUUGUUGAGGGUGAGGACCUGCUAUGGAAUGACUUUGAGGUGAAGCUGGUGGACCAGGCAAUACACACCAUGGAGUCCUACAUGGCCCAGUUCCCGGAUGUCAGGGAGAAAAUUUCCAAAAGAGGAAGGAAAUUGGUUGACUACGAUUCUUCCCGUCAUCACCUGGAGGCGCUGCAGACUGCUAAGAAGAGGGACGACGUCAAAAUAUUAAAGGCAGAGGAAGAACUAAACGCUACCAGAAAGGUCUACGAAGGGAUCAACGAUGAACUAAAGCAAGAGCUACCCACUUUCCUCGAUAGCCGUAUUGGAUGCUACGUGGGAGUCUUCUCGGCUGUUGCAACUUUACGGGAAAUCUUUUAUAAGGAGCUGAACACGCUCAACCAUGAUUUGCACAACGUGAUGAAGGAGCUACAGGCUCAGCAUCCAGACAAGGUGUUUGUUGUGAGGGGACUGCAACGGUAUGGCUCACUGAAAAGACGAUCUCUGAUAUCCCCUAAGUCAUGGAAGUCCAGCUUCUCUGAAUUUCAUAUGAACUAUAGCCCCAGACUUGCCCAUCAAAAGUUCAGUUUCAAGUCCCCCGAUAAGUCUCGCAACAAUAACACCCUGUCCAGGGAGAACAGUAAACUUGCGGUCUACCCACAAUCCCCCCCUCCGGAUGGCUCAUCUUCAGAGCUCAGGGAGCUGGAUGAAGAAUCCAACCACAGUGAUGGCGAUAGCUCUUCUGCAGAGGUCAAGUCUGGGUCUGACAGGGAAGACUCUAAAAUAGAGACCGCUGGUGUUGAGUCCAGCGGAGAUGCGAAUCGAGGGGAAGAAAAUGAUGAAGGAGGGGUGGCUGAGCCAAAACUACCUUCGGGCCAACAUUCAAUCACCUCUGACAACAAAGGGGAAGGAGAGAAACCUCCACUGAGUGAGAGCAGCUCAGAACCUAACAACUCAUACGAUUCAGGGAGCCUGGAGCUCCAGCUCUCUGCAGUAGAAAGCAGCCGACUGUACAUAGAGGAAAGCAUAGACAGCCAGGUGGCUCCUCAGAUCCCACAAACCAAUGGGCUAGAGGAUGGAGCAGUUUCUGGCCUUGGGGCUGACUCCAAACCUCUUCAAUCGCCCCACAAGGAUGCUCCUAUUGAAAACCAAGCAUCUCUGGAU